Lichtheimia ornata is the source of this 1161-nucleotide messenger RNA. RefSeq lists its product as uncharacterized. The transcript has a single exon. Gene Ontology annotation, cellular component: SCF ubiquitin ligase complex. The coding region runs from base 1 to 1161 and encodes 386 amino acids. The record is from RefSeq and is a predicted model, not a curated record. Gene Ontology annotation, biological process: SCF-dependent proteasomal ubiquitin-dependent protein catabolic process. NCBI's taxonomy places the organism in Eukaryota, Fungi, Mucoromycota, Mucoromycetes, Mucorales, Lichtheimiaceae.
AUGGAUCACAGAAUCGGAUGCAUCCAUCGACAUCAAAAAGACUCCCAUUUGGUGUUUCGGCUACCAGAAGUUGUCAAUUUGAUUGUGCAACAUCUUGUCAAAGACUAUGAUACAUCAUCGCCAUCGAAAUCUCUUUUUGAUUGGAUAUACCCAUGCCUUUUUGUCAAUCGCUUAUGGCACGAUUGUGCUGCAAGGAACAUGUACAGGAACCUCACAUUCGGCCAAGGCCAACAUGAUUUGAAUGCGUUUCAAAAUUUUGUGUCAAUUCUCGGACAGCAUACAACGACAGCGCCUUUACAAAUGUCUCCUGCUUCCCUCGCCAUUGGUAACAAGGACGACAUCCCCAUGAUUGAUCCUUACCAAGUUGACAGUAGUCCACCGAGUAAUAUCAAUGAAAAUGAGGUGGAUGAUCCAAGAGUAUCGGUUUAUCGGCGAUCCGUACGACACCUUACAUUGUACAAAGUCAAGGAUGAUUCUGUAACUGAUAAAUUGACAUGUCUCAGCAAGCACGUUCGUCGCCUUGAGCAUCUCGAAUUAUAUAUAUGCGAACCUAUCAUUGAUAGCGCUGUGCAACCUUUUGUGAUGGCGGGUCAUUUGACUUAUCUAUCACUGGCUGGUAGCUUUCAAGUAACUGACAAGCUGAUUCAUGCAGUGGCAAAACAUUGUUCACGUUUACAACAUCUCGAUUUACGUGCAUGCAGCGAAAUAUCAGACGACUCUAUCAGCUCUGUAGCACUACACUGCCCAAGCCUUGAGCAUCUCAAUGUAGGGCGUAUCAAGGAAAGACAUCGUAUCACUUCACGCUCCAUCAACUUGAUUGCAGAGAAUACCAAAGUGCGCGUGUUAGGCUUUGCAGGAUGUGAUUUGGAUGAUGAGUGCAUGAUUCGACUUGCCGUACACCGUAACCGAUUUAUGGAACGUAUCUCAGUCAACAAUUGCCAUCGAUUGAGCAACGCAUCCAUUCGUGCCUUUGCUAAACAUUGUACAAAACUCUCCGUAUUUGAGAUGAAAGAGUGUCAUUUAAUCGACGACUGGGAUACUGUUGCCCAGCUAGUAGAACGCAAGGUGCUAUUAACGUUAUGCGAACAACAAAAUCGAGCAUGUGCACAAUGGGCGAAGACGAAUGGACGUAUUAUUCGUGUCAAGGCACCUUACAAAUAG